AAAAGAGUGACAAAGACAGAACAGCGGUUAUUGACAAAGGUUUCUGGGCACUGUCAGAGUGUUGUGUGGCACAAUUCAGAUCAUCAUGGAAUUGUGGACAAGACACUUCCUUGUUCUUUCCCUACACUGCAACCUUCUGCUAGCCUUGGCCAACCAUAGAGUUUUUCUACCCUCAGCACAAUCCUUCUUGCGGUCCAAGCGAUCAAACACAUUUUUCUUUGAGGAAAUUCUUCAAGGUAAUCUUGAGAGAGAGUGCUUUGAGGAACGGUGCAACAAGGAGGAGGCGAGGGAGUACUUUGAAAACGAUAAGAAAACGGAAGAGUUCUGGACAGUAUAUUACGAUGGGGACCAGUGCGCUUCAAAUCCCUGUCAACAUGGGGGUACCUGCAAAGACAAAAUUGGAGGAUAUAAAUGCACCUGCUCUGAGAAGUACAGUGGAGUGAACUGUGAAAGAGACAAAUCAGAAUGCCAUUCUGAGGGACCUCUCUCAUGCGAACACUUCUGUGAGCCUACAUAUGAAUCCUUUGUCUGUUACUGUGCUCAUGGAUACACCCUUCACAGUGAUGGGAAGAGCUGCAUACCUCAAGUUCAGAACCCUUGUGGAAAGCCAAAAAGAUUCUCCCACGGUUCCGGUACGAUGAAUCACAAUGCAAGCAGCCUCAUAAAUGACUUCUGUCCCAACGGACGCUGCCCCUGGCAGGUGUCAUUUGUGGAUGCAGUUGGUGAAGUGGUUUGUCAUGGGGUGAUCCUUGGCCAGAGAUCUGUGCUCACCACGGCUAGAUGUUUGUCCUCCGAAAAAGACCUCAGCAUGGUCAUUGGUGACCGUUCCACGAUGUCCACGCAUGUCAAUCUGACUGAUGGUGAUUGGACCCUUCACAAAAGGUUUGUGCACGGUCAAGUGCAUAACGACCUUGCUUUCUUGCAGCUGAAGGAACCGAUCCCGUCAGGCACCUACAUCACCCCGCUCUGCCUCCCUGAAAAGGACUUCAGUGAGAAUGUACUGAUGCGCACUGACCAAAAAGGCAUGCUUGGUAGAGGGGGAGCAAGCCUCUCGUACCUUUCAUUGGAUGACUGUCGCGCCAGUCUCAACCUCACCUUCUCCUUGACCAAUAAAAUGUUUUGCAUGAGGGAAAAAGAGGAUGAUGGCACUAGGCCUCAUACAAAGCUAAAGAGGCUCGACUGUGAACUGAAAUUCGGGACCCCCGUCGCUACGGUGGAGGGGAACACAGCUUUCCUCACCGGAACGCUUAUCUCUCAGGACUGCAGCCAAGGCCUGGUGUUCACCAAGUUAUCCCGAUAUUUACACUGGAUUCGAGAACACCUUGAAGAGUCUGAGAACCCACGACGGACCCAUCGAUGACAGCGUGGCUUUGCUCUGCGAAGUGUAUGUUCAUAUUCAUGGUCCUGUAAAUUCAUUCUGUACAUCAAUAAACUGUGAAAUCAAUGUAA
Molecule: messenger RNA, 1449 nt
Organism: Chanos chanos (milkfish)
Lineage: Eukaryota; Metazoa; Chordata; Actinopteri; Gonorynchiformes; Chanidae
Gene: prozb
Product: protein Z, vitamin K-dependent plasma glycoprotein b
Exons: 8
Coding region: 86-1360 (424 amino acids)
Biological process (GO): proteolysis; blood coagulation
Cellular component (GO): extracellular region
Molecular function (GO): calcium ion binding; serine-type endopeptidase activity
Source: RefSeq, a predicted model, not a curated record